AUGUCACAGAUUAAGGCCGUGCAUGAUUUAGCAUUACGGGUUGUAGAUGAACCCGACCUAGGUUCGACCUUAACCCAUUUAACCGCCGAUUUAGAUUCCUUGUGGACGCAGUUUAGGCUAGAAGAUGAUGCGGUGUUAGACGGCUUGACCGAUUUAGAUAGAUUAUCCGAGUAUGAUGUCGGUUUGACGGCUGAAAUACGUAAAUGUAUUAGUGAUUACAAGGUCGCGGCGGCGAAGUUAGUUCCUAAGGGUGUUGAGGCAAUCGACAUGUCGUACCUUCAGGUUAAGUUAGGAUCGACCAACUCUCCUCAGGAAAGUGACCAAAAUCCGUUCGAUUUCGACGGGGAUUUCCGUUUGUGGCCCACUUUCCGCGAUAGAUUUAAGGAACAAGUGGACGCGCAACUCGAGCUUUCCAAUAUUGAUAAGAUGUAUUAUUUAAUCAGGUGUCUUACGGGAGAAGCAUCCGACGCGAUACGUGGUGUUCCGGUGUCCGGGGACAAUUAUGUUCUUGCAUUGUCCCUCCUGUCCGAGCGAUUUUAUCGACCGCGACUAGUCGCCACGUCGUUACUUGAUCGAUUACUAAGCGCGCCGACCAUGUCGCAGGAGUCGUUGCAGGAUCUUAAUAAUUUUGUAGGUACGGUUAACGAAAGAAUUUCGCUAUUGGAAGCACUAAAAGUACCGAACUUGGAGUCCUUCAUUUUAUUUACAAUUGCUUUUAGGUGUUUACCUGUUGCUACACGCAAAUUAUUCGAGUCAGGUAGCUCGGCUGAUUAUCCGUCUAUACUCUAUAGUUGA
Molecule: messenger RNA, 795 nt
Organism: Rhopalosiphum padi (bird cherry-oat aphid)
Lineage: Eukaryota; Metazoa; Arthropoda; Insecta; Hemiptera; Aphididae
Exons: 1
Coding region: 1-795 (264 amino acids)
Source: RefSeq, a predicted model, not a curated record